This is a messenger RNA of Paramecium octaurelia, 972 nucleotides long. NCBI's taxonomy places the organism in Eukaryota, Ciliophora, Oligohymenophorea, Peniculida, Parameciidae. The record is from the annotation of a GenBank genome assembly.
UUUGUUGUGUUGUUCAAAUUAAGAAAAUACUUAAAUGAACAAAUAGAUUACUUAAUUUUCUGAUUUUUCAUUUGAUCCAGAGGUAAUUAUCAUUAAGAAAAGUAGUUUGAAAUAUAUACUGAUUAUUAUCAAAAUAAAAUAGCCCAAGUAACUAAUUAGGGAACAGUUCGUAUAUUCGAAUUGAUAAAUAAAAAAGAUAAGCAGAUGAAGAGGUUAGCAGCAGAAUUCUAAGCGUAUGUUUUUAUUAAUGAAGCCAUUAGGGACAAAUAAAUUCAAUGUCAUGGUUAAGUCCAAAAUAUGAAAAUUUGAUUGCUACUUGUGGUUAAGAUAAUCAAAUCAAAAUUUGGAAGGAACAAGCAAACUAAUGGAAGGUUGAAAAGGAAAUAAAACUAAAUAAUUUGUAAGCCAAUAUUAUUCAAUGGGCGGAAAACAAGUAUAUUUUGGCAGUCGGAUAUAAUAAUGGAUACUUGGAAGUAAUCGAAGGAUAGGAAUAUAAAGUAACUAAUACUAAUGCUUAUAAUUAAACAUUAUUAUGCUUGGAUUGGUUAAAGAGUGAUUAAGAACAAAUUAUAGUAACUGGAGGAUUAAGUGAGAAUCAAUCAAUUGUUAAAAUAUGGAAUGUGAUUUCAGAUUCAUAAACCAUUAUUGCUAAGGUCUAUGAGUACAAAUGCGGAUAAGGAAUAAGGCAUGUCAAAUUUGCCCCUCAAAUAUUCAAUUCAGAACUCUAAUUAGUAAUCAGUUAUGAAAGUUGUGUAGAGAUUUAGACUCUUCGUUACGAUGUUGAAUUUGCCAAACCAAUAGAAUUAUAAAAGUCAUAAAAAAUACUAUUGAAUGUAAAAUAUUAACUAAAUUAAGAAUGUUUGCUAAAAGAUUAGUUGGUCAAUAUUAGGAAAUGAGCUUACAAUUUAUGUUGAUAAUUAAAUGCUUCAAUAUUACUAAAGCGAAGAAAAUGAGUAUUUAAGAUAAAUUUGA